AUGCCGAAUAAUGAUGGUUUCGAACCUGUGUUACCAACUGUUUCUUCUGUUUCUCGAUCUGCUUUUCAUGACGACGAUUAUACGCAUCCAUGUCAUCCUCUUUAUGUUCAUCCAUCUGAUAUUUUAGGAUCUUCUUUAGUUUCUGUACCUUUUGAUGGUACUGGGUACGGGAGUUGGAGACGAACCACUCUUGUGGCCUUAUCUGUUAGAAACAAACUGGAUUUCAUUAAUGGAAUUUCAUUUAAACCUCCUGAUAGCUCUCCUUUGGCGAGACAAUGGCAGAGGUGUAAUGAUUUGGUUGUCUCUUGGUUAAUUAACUCCCUAUCCAAAGAUAUUUCUUGUAGUGUUGAGUACUCUGAACUUGCCAAAGAUAUUUGGAGUGAGUUGGAGGAAAGAUAUGGUCAGGCAGAUGCUGCAAGGGUAUUUGAACUUAAGAAAGAACUUGCUCACAUCUCACAAGGAUCGCUUGAUAUUGCUUCUUAUUUCAACAAAAUCAAGCAAUUAUGGGAUGAAAUUGAUGCCUUGUCAAUUAGUAGAGUCAGGUCUUGUAGUAACUGUGGUUUCAAAUCUGACUAUCAAAGGGAUGAUGAUGUUCAAAAGGUGUACCAAUUUUUGAUGGGUCUCAAUGAUAUAUAUGUGCAAACCAGAAGCAAUAUUUUCAUGAUUAAACCAUUUCCAUCUGUGAGUACUGUCUACAGCAUAUUAUUGUCAGAUGAGAAGCAGAGGCAGGUCUCUACCUCUCCUCAGUUUCUCCCUACAUCUGCAUCUUUCAAUGCUGGGAAACCUGGUCACACUAUUGACAAGUGCUACAAGUUACAUGGGUAUCCUUCAAAUUUUAAGUUCACAAAAGGGACUGCCAGUAGGAAAGUUGCAGCUCAUGUUGAACUGAAUUCUCCCUCUCCUUUUGUUAAUGUGAUUUCUUAUUCUGACAAGCCAUCUGAGUCUAGUAAUGCUCCAAUGAUUUCUGGUUUAACACAAGAUCAAGUUUCCCAACUGAUGAUGCUACUGCAACAUUCUCAUGUAUCUGCUGAUUCCUCCUCUACUCCCACUCUUAUGGCUUCUGCUAACUUUGCUGGUAAGCUGUUGUCAGAAAGUAUUUCUCUCAAAUCAUGCAUGUUUUCACAAGUAGAUAGUUUUGUUUGGAUAAUAGAUUCUGGAGCUUCUGAUCAUAUGACCUCUCAUAAAGAACUUCUGUUUAAUCUAAGGACAUUGCCUAUACCUUGUCUAGUCUCUCUCCCAAAUGGUUACAAAGUAAAGGUCCAUUUAAUAGGAUCCUUAAAUUUGUUUCCAAAUUUCACAAUUCAUCAUGUUCUGUAUGUUCUUUCCUUUCAAUACAAUCUUAUUUCUGUUCAUAAGUUGUUAGAACAGUACAAUGGGAUUGUUUUGUUUACCAGAACUCUUUGUGCUAUACAGGCCCCUUCUCUGAAGAUGCCUCUGGUUCUUGGUAAAUUGCACUACAAUCUCUACAAGCUACUUCUUCCACCUGUUGUUUCUUCUAGUGCUGCCUCCAGCUACUCUUCUAGUGCUAUUCUCCUGUUUUUCCCCCUAUUACUUCUCCUGUUUGUGUUUUUCCUGAAAUACAAGAUGAUGCAAAAAAUGUAA
Molecule: messenger RNA, 1602 nt
Organism: Nicotiana attenuata
Lineage: Eukaryota; Viridiplantae; Streptophyta; Magnoliopsida; Solanales; Solanaceae
Exons: 2
Coding region: 1-1602 (533 amino acids)
Source: RefSeq, a predicted model, not a curated record